AUGGCUAGAGGUAACCAAAGAGAGCUUGCGAGACUUAAAAAUCUCAAGAAACAAGAAGAAGCCAAAAAAAGUCAAAAACAAGGCGAUAAGAAUAAACGCAUGGAGACGGACGCUGAGCGGAUGAGAAUAAAACAGGCAGCUGCUGAUGCUAAGAAAGAAGCUGAAAGGUUGGCCAAGUUGCAAAAGAAAUGA
This is a messenger RNA of Lodderomyces parapsilosis, 192 nucleotides long. RefSeq lists its product as uncharacterized. The coding region runs from base 1 to 192 and encodes 63 amino acids. The record is from RefSeq and is a predicted model, not a curated record. The transcript is spliced from 2 exons. NCBI's taxonomy places the organism in Eukaryota, Fungi, Ascomycota, Pichiomycetes, Serinales, Debaryomycetaceae.